CUCAAUGUGUUUCCCCUACUUGCGAUCCUUGCUUAAGUUCAUGUUCUAUUCCAUAUCCUCCAUCUUGCAAUUUCCGUACUAUGACUACUACAUAUUAUUCCUACUACACCUAUACAAGUUUCCGCACUGCGACUACCACUGCGACUACUACACGCUAUAACUACUAUACCUAUACUGAAUAUGCCAGGAGUGAUAGUGCAUUGAUAGGUACAUCUAUUUCACUCGGAAUUGUUAGUGGGAUAAUUCUUCCGAUAUGUAUCGCUUUUAUCUUUUAUUAUCGGCGUCACGCAUUGGCAACUCAAUCAGAACAAAAUCCAGAGCAAAAUGGAACCAACAAUCAAAAUCCUGGAGUAGCAUAUUUUGUAAGGGAAUAUGGAACUUCUGAA
This is a messenger RNA of Cetraspora pellucida, 386 nucleotides long. Lineage: Eukaryota; Fungi; Glomeromycota; Glomeromycetes; Diversisporales; Gigasporaceae. The record is from the annotation of a GenBank genome assembly.